Molecule: messenger RNA, 3897 nt
Organism: Nothobranchius furzeri (turquoise killifish)
Lineage: Eukaryota; Metazoa; Chordata; Actinopteri; Cyprinodontiformes; Nothobranchiidae
Gene: slc6a6b
Product: solute carrier family 6 member 6b
Biological process (GO): sodium ion transmembrane transport; taurine transmembrane transport; neurotransmitter transport
Cellular component (GO): plasma membrane
Molecular function (GO): taurine:sodium symporter activity; gamma-aminobutyric acid:sodium:chloride symporter activity
Source: RefSeq, a predicted model, not a curated record
GGAAGUGAUUUUAAAUGUCUCUGCACCCAAGCCUCAUGUUUUCCUGUUUCUAACUUUUGGGACGAUGGAUGGUCUUCUUUCACAGAAAGGCAGGCAGGUGAAGGAGCGAAUGCUUGAGAGUUAGAAAAGGCGAACGGGAAAAGGAGGGAGAGAAACAGGAUGAGAAACAAUGUGCAGGAGCUGAUCCGGUUACGUAAGCAGGUCUGAGAAGGGAAAGCAGUUCAAGCUGACUUGUCAUGCACAAGAGAAAGGGAGAAAUGCUUGAAAAUGAUGGGACAAAGUGUUGCACACAGCUUCAGUGAACCAAGGAGACCUAAAGUUCCCCCAGUGGGAACGUGAAAGCUGCUGGUCAACAUGUCCUCGCUCUAAAACGACUGUCAUGCAUGGCUCAAAAGGAGAAGCUCCAGUGUCUGAAGGACUUCCACAAGGACACCCUUAAACCUUCUCCGGGAAAGAGUCCGGGUACGCGGCCCGAGGAUGAGGCUGAAGGAAAAGUCCCUCAGAGGGAAAAGUGGGCGAGUAAGCUCGACUUCGUCCUGUCUGUGGCCGGAGGCUUCGUCGGAUUGGGAAACGUGUGGCGCUUUCCUUACCUUUGUUAUAAAAAUGGUGGAGGUGCAUUUCUCAUCCCUUACUUCAUCUUCCUGUUCGGGGGAGGCCUGCCUGUGUUUUUUCUGGAGGUUGCACUGGGUCAGUACACCUCCGAGGGAGGGAUCACCUGCUGGGCCAAACUCUGCCCCAUCUUUACUGGUAUCGGCUAUGCUUCUAUUGUGAUCGUGUCUCUUCUGAACAUCUACUACAUCGUGAUCUUGGCCUGGGGGCUCUACUACUUGUUCCAGUGCUUUCAGCCGGAGCUCCCAUGGGCAAAAUGCAACCAGCCCUGGAACACGGCACACUGCAUAGAAGACACAGUCCGCAAGAACAAGACCCUCUGGCUGGCAGCCAACUUCACCAACUUUACCUCCCCUGUCACAGAGUUCUGGGAGCGCAACGUCCUGAGUAUCUCUACUGGGAUAGAGGACACCGGGCCCCUGAAGUGGGACCUGGCCCUGUGUCUGCUGGCAGUGUGGAUCAUCUGCUUUUUCUGUAUUUGGAAAGGAGUCAAGUCCACUGGGAAAGUUGUGUACGUCACCGCAACAUUUCCCUUUGUGAUGCUGAUCAUACUGCUGGUGCGUGGCGUGACUCUGCCUGGAGCUGCUGAAGGGAUCAAAUUUUAUCUUUAUCCAGACCUUACCCGUCUCCAGGAUCCAGAGGUGUGGAUCGAUGCAGGAACCCAGAUUUUCUUUUCCUACGCAAUCUGCUUGGGCGCCAUGACUUCACUGGGGAGCUACAACAAGUACAAGUACAACUGCUACAGGGACUGUUUGCUGCUUGGAGGCCUCAACAGCGGUACCAGUUUUGUGUCUGGCUUCGCAAUAUUUUCCGUCCUGGGCUUCAUGGCACAAGAACAAGGGGUGGACAUUGCCGAUGUGGCAGAGUCAGGUCCCGGCUUGGCCUUCAUCGCCUACCCCAAAGCUGUGUCCAUGAUGCCUCUCCCGACGCUGUGGGCCAUCCUCUUCUUCAUCAUGCUGCUGCUUCUGGGCCUCGACAGCCAGUUUGUUGAAGUGGAAGGACAGAUCACCUCCAUCGUGGAUCUCUAUCCAUCCGUUCUCAGGAAAGGUUAUCGCAGAGAGAUCUUCAUUGCAACCAUGUGUUUCAUGAGCUAUCUCCUGGGACUCGCCAUGGUGACGAAAGGUGGCAUGUACGUGUUUCAGCUCUUUGACUACUAUGCAGCCAGCGGUGUGUGCCUUCUAUGGGUUGCGUUUUUUGAAUGCAUUGCUGUAGCCUGGGUUUAUGGAGCUGAUAAUUUCUAUGACGCAGUUGAGGAUAUGAUUGGCUACAGACCAAACCCGUGGAUGAAAUGGAGCUGGACCAUAAUCACUCCUGUACUCUGCAUGGGGUGCUUUGUCUUCUCCCUGGUGAAGUACAAGCCUUUGACAUACAACAAGGUGUACGAGUACCCCGAAUGGGCCAUCGGCCUGGGUUGGUGUUUGGCUCUCUCCUCUAUGAUCUGCAUCCCCAUGGUGAUGGUCAUCAAGAUCCUACAGUCAGAAGGACCUCUGAUCGAGAGAAUCAAAGCGGUGGCAGCCCCAGCAAAGUCAGGCGUGAGCUCUCGCCCGAAAGAGUACAAUGUGAAAUGCAGCGAACUGACACAGCCCCUGGACCCAAACGGGAACAAUGGCUUGAUCAAGCCCACCCACACCGUCAUAGAAACAAUGAUGUGAGCGCUCUCUGUGAGAGGAAAAAGACUCGUGCUUGCUGCGUUAUACUAGCUAACUUUGAUGAGAUUAGGUUUACAUUGUUCAAUAUAUUCAUUGUAGAGAUACUCUGGGUUGAUUUCUAUUAAGAUAUAUAUAUAUAUAUAUAUAUAUAUAUAUAUAUAUAUAUAUAUAUAUAUACAUUAUUGUUGUAAUUUUUUUCUCUUGUAAUUUUUUUACUUCACUGAUAUUGGUGUUACUGUUGUUGCUGUAGCUGGCACUGAUCUAGGUUUAGGCAGAUAUUUUCAGAAAGAACACGUUCAUUGUUUACGAUCGCUCAGUAGAUUCCAGAGAGAUUGUUGGUGGAAAGGACGUUCUGGAGGAAAAGGGAGAUGUUUCUCACAAAUUCAGGUAAAAUAAAUGGGUUAGUCGCUAAAAAACAAGACACUUCAUCACUCUUUACAUGAUCUUGUUGCCCAGACUGAUCUCUAAUUUAAAAAAAUACAUUUUUAAAUCCACAGUCAGACGAAACAGAAGUCUGCUAGCAGCAUCUCUCACUGUUCUUGUUUAUAUAAAAGGAACAUUUUGGUCAUUUUUGAUCACGUUUCAGCAUCAAAAUAACACAUAAAUACCAUCUUACUCAUUGUAGAUAGCUUCCUGAACAACCUCUGUUUGGAGAAACAGCUAAAGUACUCUAAUCUCUAAUAUUUAACAGCAAAUUAUUUUAUAAACCUUUAGUACGCCGUCAGACACUGUUCAGGGAGAAAUCUACAAGAGUAGCUUGUGACACAAUUAAAGAUGGCCAAAAGAAUAAAUAAUCCCAGGGCAACAAGGAGCUAAUUGUAUGUGUCAAACGAGGUCUCAGACAUGAGCUGUGAGAAAUGCAGAUUCACAUCAAAAACCAGAAAAAUGGGAAAAAAAAGGUUAAGAAAGGAGUUGAGGAGAAAAGGGAAGAGGCACUUUAGAGUACAUGUGCGCUGCCUCUGUGACUACUAAAGUCAGCCCCAGUGCAUUUAUUGAACUGUCUUUUUGCACUUAAUAUGUCAUUUCACCUUUAUUGUAGUAUUUGUUCUUAUCGUGCAAAGGUUUUGCUCCUAAAUUUGCAACACCGGAGGAAAUAUUUUUAGCUUCUAACUUUUUGAUAUUGUGAGAUUUUUAUCCGGAGCGUUUAGCUGCUGCUGUGCUAGGAUGACAGAGUUGAGACUGUUAUUUUGAUGCUCUUAAUAAUUAUUAGUGGGAUCCAUGAGAACAGCACUUAAACACUUUUUUUCUAAACAGGCUGACAGCUUUUAUAGUGUAGAGCUGUAAUUGCUUUAUAGGAUUUCAACUGUUUAAAUCACAUUUGCCUUUUUCUAACAAUUUUAUACAUCAACACCAUCAUGACUCAUUGUUUCAAUGAAAGUUUUAGACUUUCUCAGUGCACAAUAACUCAAAGUAUACAUAUUCUGCACUUUUAAAUUGUGUAACUGUAAGACAUUUAAACACAUAGUUGGAUAUGAAAUCUAAAGAUUUCUAAAAUGUGUCCAGGAGCCACCUCAGAAUCUUGCUAACUUGCAAAUUCAAAUGUACCAAAGUUUAUUUUUUUAAUGUCUCACAGAUUAAUCCCCAUCAAGAUGCACAUUGCAUCAUCUCUGUACAGAAAAAUAAACAUCUUUUUCCUUGA